Molecule: messenger RNA, 2841 nt
Organism: Microplitis mediator
Lineage: Eukaryota; Metazoa; Arthropoda; Insecta; Hymenoptera; Braconidae
Exons: 6
Coding region: 115-1494 (459 amino acids)
Source: RefSeq, a predicted model, not a curated record
GAUUCACUUGUUAGUUUCUCACGUUGUAGUCUAAGUGUAGUGUAAAGCGCAUCUAGCCAGUUAGCACUGUGUUGUAUUUUUUAUUAAUUAAUUAUAACGUAAAAAAUUUAUAAAAUGAAGUACGCUUUAAUAAAAAUACCCAAAGAAGAUAAAAAGGCAGUAGUUGAAACUUGUUACAUAAAAAAAUUCAGUGAUUACGGCGCUUAUACAAAAAACUGUGUAUAUCGUUACAAUGAUGGUAGAAAAAAAUGUAGAUGCUUAAUAUUACAUGUUUCAAAUUCAAAAGAGAAACUGGCCAAUCCGAAUUUUCGCGUUCGAGAGCCUGUUGUUACUAAUCCGUCAUCAUUAGAAUCAUCGUCUUCGGAUGAUGACGAAGAAGAUCAGUCGUUAGUCAAUAGGCUUAAAGCAGCAAGGAAAGAACAAAAGCAAAAUGUAAUUAAAUCUAAAAAACAAAAGGUCGAAGACAUAAUAACAACUUAUAAAAAUAAUAGGGAAAGUUCCGAAGGAAAAGUUUCUAUUGGACUUAAUUCAGAUGAUAAAAAUAAACAAAUAUUUAAUAAUGAUGACCAAAUAGAAGAACAAAGCCUAUUAGACAAUGAAGAUCCGUCUGGCAUACUCGUCAAUGAUAGUAUAGAAGAUAGACAUGCUGAGCUUGAUGGCAUCUCCCAAACCAGAAACCGAUCAAUUAUUCCCGAUUCAGACAGCGAAGAUGAUAUGUUUGGUGAACCCCAACACAAACAUAUUGAGGCAAACGUGAAAAUAAUUAACAAUAAUGAAGUUAGUUAUUCAGAGUCCAUAGCACCACCCGCAAGUAAUGAGGUUCCGAACAUUAUAUUAUCAGAUCAAGAUCAAAAUGGCAAUCGACGAGCUCUAAAAAAUAUAACGAAUUUUGAGCCUAAACAGUUGACAAUGCGAUUAAUGCAAGACAGCCGUAAAAAAGAUGAUGAAAUAAAGAAUUUAAAACGCCAGAAUCAAGAAUAUCGAGUAAAAGUAGCUUCUUAUCACCAAAACCUGCAGAGACUACAGCAGCAACAACAACAAGAACCACAACAAGAACUACAACAACAACCACAACAACAACCACAACGACAACAACAGCAGCAACCACAACAUCAGGAUCGUUAUAAUCCUUACUACUAUCUUGAACAUGACGAAUUUCAUGUUGGAGACAAUAUUUACAUUCGCAGUACAGAAUCCCGUAAGGCAUUUGACGCAACAGAUCCGCCCAAAUUCAUAAAAAUAAUGUCACACGCAAUUUGGGGUGUAAAUAACAUUUCAAAGCUCGUAGUUCGUAAACAAAAAAACACUCGAAACCGCGAAGAAUUAGAUGCUAGGAGAUUAGAAUUGCUAUCUAUACACUAUCAACAUUUUUUAAAACAGCGUAAUUAUUCUGAGGGAGUUUUUGUUUUGCAGUUACGAGCUAUGAAUAGAUAUUUAGACCGAGCAAUUCAGAGUGCUAAAAAAACAGUUCGACGAUCAUUACCUGAAGCAUAGCUUACAUAUUCUGCAUUUCACACCAAAUCUAUUGCUUUUAAGGGGUUAUAUCCACUUGCGAGGCAGAAAAAACGCGUUUUUUUGUGAAUUUUUUUCCAAGAGGCAUUUUAUUUUAUACAUUAAUGGAAAAAAUGUACUUAAACAGAAUUUAAUGUACUUUAACAAUCAGCGGUUUAUUUAAAAAAAUAUUGGAUCCCCUAGCUCCUGUAGAUGAUCUGCGGAGAGACCUCCAAAAAAAGGUACUUGGCGGUGAGCAAGAUAUCUCUGGUCCAAAUUAUCUGAAAACCAAAAACCAAAAAUAUUUAGUUUUGUAAUAAAUAAAUACAGGUAAUGAUCGAAGGUCUAGUCAAAAUUUUGAUUUUUGACAAAAUGGCGGCUGUUCAAAAAAAAAAUUCAAUUUUUCAUGAAAAUUUUUCACUUCGAAGUGGCUUAAAAAAUCGAAAUUAUUGUCCAAAACCUUAUUCCUUCGAUCAUUACCUGAAAAAUAUAUCUGAGUAAGUCGUGUAAAAAUUUCAAACCGAUCGGUUUAGCGGUUUCGGAGAAAUUUUGCUCACCGACUCUGAAAACACGGUUUUGAGAUAAACGCGUUUAAAGUUUCGGGAACGAUUUACACUAAAUUAAAAUUUUUUUUUUUCAACUUACAUCGUGUCAUCUAUUCCAGCAUCAUAAGAGGAACCCUCUGCUUUGUCGUUUGCCUCCAAAAUGUUUAAUUGUUGUUGUCUACGAGCCAUUCUCCCCUCGCGCGUCGACCCUUGCGCUAUUGCGUCCGAAAUUGAGAUGCGCUCUGCGUCGUCUUUACUCGCGUAGGAAUGAGCAUUGGGUCCAAGUGAUAAUCCCAUAGCACUCAAAUAACAUUUACUUGAAUUAAUUGAACUUUACACACUGAGAAAUACACAAACUGAGCACAAACACAACUUGUCUACGUGGAAAUAACUUUUAACUGAUGAAUUCACAUAUUUUUAACUUAAAAUUCCUCAACAUAGGUUUCAAGUAUAAACUAGACCUUUUGUAUUAUUAUUUUAGGGUCCCAAACACAAUAUAAGUCGAGAACAAAAGUAUAGCGGCUACGAGAAAUAGCUGCUACUCCGGCUCGCGCUCUGCCUACUUUCGAACGCUCGGAGACGUCCUUACUAAUACGCUCAUAUCUCCGAAACUAAUUGUCGGAUCGAUUUGAAAUUUUCAGAGAAUAUUCUUGAAUAUAUGUACAUUCAAAAAAUGACAAAAAAAAAAAUUCGAUUUUUUGAAAAUCACAAGUGGAUAUAACCCCUUAAACUCAACUCUAUUCGAUUUGGAUUAAACUUGUUCAUCCGUCUUGUACCCUAUCAAAAGUAUUAUCUUAAAUUUCCA